This is a messenger RNA of Macrobrachium nipponense, 2664 nucleotides long. RefSeq names its product sodium-coupled monocarboxylate transporter 2-like. The coding region runs from base 374 to 2212 and encodes 612 amino acids. Gene Ontology annotation, molecular function: symporter activity. The record is from RefSeq and is a predicted model, not a curated record. NCBI's taxonomy places the organism in Eukaryota, Metazoa, Arthropoda, Malacostraca, Decapoda, Palaemonidae. Gene Ontology annotation, biological process: transmembrane transport; sodium ion transport. The transcript has 14 exons. Gene Ontology annotation, cellular component: membrane.
GUACAUCAUAUUCUCACUCCUAUGAAUGAGUAUAAAACCUACAUUUUCAUUUACGAUUCACGAGUUUGGAAGUUCGAUGACGUCAAAAAUAGCUUACUAAUGAGAGAUAACCUUCUCAUCAUGAAAUCUAACAUACCUCAAUAAAAAAAAAUAUUGUAUAACCAUUUAAAAAGGAUUCGAUUUGAUUAACGGAGAUAACCAUGAGACGAAUCGGUGUUUAGAGCGAUAAAGACUGAUAGACAAGGCCGUUUUUCCUUUUUCAUCAUCUUCUUUUGACUUAACAUAAUAAAUUAGUCACUCUCAGUGGUUUCUAGAGAGCGAAACACGUUCAGUGCUCCACGGGAAAGAAGCGUCAACUUGUACUUUGAUCAACAUGUCCUCCGACAAAGCUACCUUCGGUGUCAUUGACUACGCGGUCUUCUGCGCCUCGCUCAUAAUAUCUCUUAGCAUUGGCCUGUACCACUGGUGGAAGAGCAGAGGGCUGGACAACGCAGACUUCCUGAUGGGGGGAGGCAAAAUGUCUCCAAUUCCAGUGGCUAUCUCCCUCUUCGCUGGCUUGGUCUCCGCUGUGUCUAUUCUGGGGAACCCAGCAGAAAUGUAUUACUAUGGCUCACAGCUGUGGAUGAACUGCAUUGGCACUGUGAUUGGAGCUCUCUUGGUUAUAAUCUUAUUAGUACCAGUGCUCUAUCCGCUGAAACUUGUCAGUAUAUAUGAGUUCAUAGGACUGCGAUGGAAAUCGAACCUGGUCAGAAAGCUGGCCACAGUACUCCAGCUCUUCAACUACUUCACCUACUUGGGCAUUGCUCUGUACGCUCCCUCGCUGGCCCUGUCCUCUGUGACGCCAAUUCCAGCCGUGGUCUCGGUUGUUGUGCUGGGGAUCGUCUGCACCGUCUAUGCGUCGCUUGGAGGUGCCAAAGCCGUCGUGUACACGGAUACGGUCCAAGCAUUCAUCAUGCUUGCAGGGAUCAUUGCAGUGAUUAUCCAGGGCUGUUCUGAAGUUGGCGGAGGGGCCAAUUCGUGGAAUAUAGACGAGGAAAACGGACGUAUCGAAUUUUUCAAUAUGAGCUCAGAUCCUCUGGAACGGCACACCCUAAUGAGCACUGUGAUCCUUGGAAUAUAUUUCGCCUUCAGUAACUACGGAGUGGGUCAGGCGCAGUUUCAGAGAUGGGCUUCCGUUUCAACCAUCAAACAAGCGUACAUGGUCCUUGUCAUAUCAUGCACAAUACUCGUUGUGGUCUGGUCUUUAAUCAACUACUCUGGGUUGGUGAUCUUUUCCGUCUACGCUGACUGUGACCCCUUAACAGCAGGUUACAUUGAAAAGAUUGACCAGAUUACAGCGUAUUUUGUGAUUGACAAACUUGGAUUCCUGCCAGGGAUUCCAGGACUCUUUGUGGCUGCAAUCUACAGUGGUGUUCUCAGCACUGUGUCAUCAGUCCUAAAUGCUUUAGCGGCUGUCAUCUGGAAAGAUUUGCUGAGCGGCCUAGACAGAUUCUCCAAAUUCACUUCACAACAGGAGAAGAAAGCUACAAUCAUUGUUUCUUGUGUGUCAGGAAUCAUCAGCACGGUGCUGGGGGUACUGGCAGGCAGUAUGGGAGGACUGUUUCAGAUCACUUACGCUCUUGGUGGAGCAAUUGGUGGUCCCAUCUCAGGCCUCUUUCUGAUGGCUAUUUCUUGUCCUUGGGUGAAGGCUCGGCGCCUGCCUGGGCUUCUUCUCUCCGUAAGCCUCACGCUGUGGAUGGUCUUUGGAAAUUUCUUGUAUGCCCCUCCAACUCCAAUGCUGCCUUUGUCGACAGGUGGCUGCCCCGGAGAGAAUGUGACAACUGCCUCGCCUUUCACAGAAGGCACAACGACAACCCUCAUUACAUCAACUGACGGUGGUGAAGAUCCAGGAUCUGAUGUGUUCCCAUUAUAUUUAGUCACCUACUGCUUAUACGGGAGUAUUGGAACCUUGGCAACUUUCGUCUUCUCGAACGUGGCAACGCUGAUUUUUGGCCCCUUGGCAAUAGAGAGAGUACCUGAGAACACGGUCCACGAACCGUGCAUGCGAUUCUACAGAUGGCUGAGGUCCCUUGCUGGAAAGUCUAGUCCCAGCUCUGGUCGAAGUCGCUUGUCCUCAAGCAACAAGGGCUCUUGCAAAGAUUUGAAGGAAUUUGAAAGUGGAUCAGCUGAGGCCUACGAAAAUCCAGUUUUUGAAACAGAAAACCACUUAUAAAUUCCGUUCGAUCACUGUUGGUUGUCAGUUCUUCUGCUCUAUCUUCAGUUCCCAUUUGUGGAAGGAGCCUCUGACAGCAUCGUGAAGGUGUUGCUGUUAGCUGGGUAUUGUUUUUCUUUCUAUUCCGGUACGAAAAUAGGUACCAAAAUAGGUACCAGAAAAACUUAGGAAGUGUACUUAGUCGGUAGAAUAAACGUGAUGGCGUUGUCCACACAUUCACUUAGCUUUAUUAAUUGCUCAGGCCGCUUUGUGACUCAUUGCCAGUCACUACAGACGCCUGAGUUCUGUUGCUUGUUUUAGUCGCUUAUUACAAUAUUAUAACCCGCUUACUAAUUUGGUAAGGAAAUAAUAAUAUUCAUAGGUUGAAAUAUUGUAUCUAAUUCUAUAACCUUGGAAAUGUCUAAAAUUAGAAAAAAAAUAUGUAAAUAAAUAAACGACUUGAUCGUACAGUA